AUGUCCGAAGAUAUUGAGCAGCAAGUAUUAAAUACGUUACGCAAUUCUCUUAUGUUUGCGCUGCAAGUUGACGAAUCUACAGAUAUAAGUGGAAAAGCACAGCUUUUAGUUUUUGUACGCAUGGUAGUUGAUGACGAUAUUAUUGAAAACUUUUUUUGUUGUAAAACAUUGCCCAAAACAACGAGAGGUGAAGAUGUUUUUAAAGUUUUAGACGAUCAUUUAUCAUCAGUAAAUUUAUCAUGGAACAAAUGUAUUGGAAUAUGCACUGAUGGUACACCUUCAAUGACUGGCUCAAUUAAAGGUUUCAUUUCUUUAGUCAAGAAAAAAAAUUAA
Sipha flava (yellow sugarcane aphid) is the source of this 333-nucleotide messenger RNA. RefSeq names its product protein ZBED8-like. The coding region runs from base 1 to 333 and encodes 110 amino acids. The record is from RefSeq and is a predicted model, not a curated record. Lineage: Eukaryota; Metazoa; Arthropoda; Insecta; Hemiptera; Aphididae. The transcript has a single exon.